CAACUCGGCGGAAAAUCUGUCUCCCUCCAAGCAGGUGCCGUUUUUUCGCCCACCAAGCAAGGAGUUAUUGUAUGGAGGUCAAGGAGUGUUAGUCAACAAAUUGGUCAACAAAAUGAAUGUCUUAUUUGCAACGUGAGGUUUAUUUGAUCGAAUAUAAGUUCCACUAAUCCAAAGAAAGGAUAGUUGGAAGCUAAACAGCCCACACUGCCGCUUUGUGGACAACAACUCCCAUUUUAGGGCGGAAAGACAUGUAUUUUGUCAAUAUAUGCAUAUAUUGCCCCAAUGCAUUGUAAACAGGAAGCACAACCUCCUCAUGACCUUCUUCGACCUGAAAACGUAGCGGCAGCUCUCCCUAGCGGUUAGCAAGCAGUUAGCAGCGAAGGGAGUGGAGAGAUUGAGAAGUGAAAAGACAGGAAGACCGUGGUACAUCGGCGUCUCCUAUACUAGAUCUGCAGUGGCUACUGCUGGGGUAUGACAGCUUCUAGCUAUCGUCUUUGUAUGGACAUGUAAAUAGCUGUUUUUGAAAGUAGAUGUGUGCUGUGCCUUCAAGAUGAGUGUGAAGGCAUUUGAGCUGGUCCCUGCCGUGGAGCGGGAGCUCCUGAUGGGAGACAAGGCCCGCAUCAACAUUGAGUGCAUCGAGUGCUGCGGCAAGCACCUGUACGUGGGCACCAACGACUGCUUCAUACAUCACUUCCUGCUAGAGGAGCAUGCAACGACCAAGGGGAUGCUAUCCUACACCGUCCAGAAGCUGCUGUUCAAGUACCUGGGCCUGAAAAAGCCCGUGGAGGCCCUGAAGGCCGCGUCAGCGUUAGAACGCAUCAUUGUGCUCUGUGACGCUACAGUUAGUGUUAUUGACAUGAUCACCUUAGAACCCGUGCCUUCGGGCGGGGCCAAGAUUAAGGGCGUGGCUGCGUUCUGCGUCAACGAGAACCCGGUGAACGGGGACCCGUUCUGCGUGGAGAUCGGGGUGCUCUCGGCCCGGCGGCGCACCGUACAGAUAUACAUGGUUUACGAGGACAGGGUGCAGCUGGUGAAAGAGGUCAACACGCCGGAGCAGCCGUGUGCGGUCAGUCUGGACGGUUACUUCCUGUGCCUGGCCCUCUCCACGCAGUACAUGAUCCUUAACUACAGCACAGGGGCCGCGCAGGACCUGUUCCCCUAUGACAGCGAGGAGAGGAAGCCCAUAGUCAAGAGGAUCGGCAGGGAGGAGUUCCUCUUGGCUGCCCCUGGUGGUCUGGGUAUGUUUGCCAAUGCAGAGGGUAUAUCCCAGCGUGCCCCAGUGAACUGGUCAGAGAGUGUGAUGGGAGCGGCUGUGUGUUUUCCCUAUGUGGUGGCGCUAGACGAGGGCUUCGUCACCAUCCACAGUAUGCUGGACCAGCAGCUCAAACAGACCCUCUCCUUCAGAGACGGACACAUCCUACAGGACUUUGAAGGUAAGGUGGUUCUGGCCUCCACUAAGGCUGUGUACGUGCUGGUGCCCCUACCCCUGGAGAGACAGAUUCAGGAGCUGCUAGCUGGACACAGAGUGGAGGAAGCCCUGGCUCUGACUGAGGGAGCCAGGAGGAACAUUCCCAAAGACAAGUUCCAGAUAUUGCACAAAAGAAUCCUCCAGCAAGCAGGAUUCAUACAGUUUGGACAGCUUCAGUUUCUCGAAGCGAAAGAACACUUCAGGACGGGUCAGUUGGACGUCCGGGAGUUGAUCUCCCUCUACCCUCUCCUCCUCCCGGCCUCCUCCUCCUUCGCCCGCUGCCACCCGCCGCUCCACGGGUUCGCCGACCUCAACCAGCUGGCGCAGGGGGACCAGGACAAGGUCCAGAGGUGCAAGAGGUUCCUCAUCACGUACCUGGGUGAGGUGCGAAGCACGGAGGGGGCUAACGGAUGCCGGGAGGACGUGGACACGGCUCUGUUGAAGCUGUACGCUGAGCAGGACCACGAGAGUCUUCUGGACCUGCUGGCCUCCCCCAACGCCUGUUUACUGGCAGACAGCGCCCCCUGGCUAGAGAAACACCACAAGUAUUUUGCACUAGGCCUCCUCUACCAUUAUAACGGACAGGAUGCAGCUGCUCUACAGUUGUGGGUGCGGGUAGUGAAUGGGGACCUUCAGGACUCUACCAGGUCUGACCUGUAUGAGUACAUUGUGGACUUCCUGGGUUUCUGUUCCAACCUGGACCUGGUGUGGAAAUAUGCGGACUGGGCCCUGCAGAGAGACCAGACGAUAGGGGUGCAGAUCUUCACCAGGAGGCCGGUGGGUCAGGACCAGGUUAAGGAGCAGAAGGACCAGGUGAACCCAGACGACGUCAUCACGUACCUGGGGAAACACAGCCAGGCUCUGCUGCUCUACCUGGAACACCUGGUGCUGGGCCGACGGAUACAGAAAGAGAAGCUCCACACCCACCUGGCAGUGCAGUACACAGACAGAGUCCUGUCUCUCCUGUCUCAGUCCCCCCCAGUGGACCAACAGGUGUCUGUAGCCCGGGACAAACUCCAGCUCCUCCUCAGGGAGUCCAGCCUGUACCGCGUCCAACUACUACUGGGUAAGAUCCAGGAAUGUGACCAGUUGUUUCUGGAGAGAGCCACGCUCCACGGGAAACUAGAGGAGCACGAUAAGGCGUUACACAUCCUGGUGCACCAGCUCAAAGACUUCCCCGCUGCGGAGGCCUACUGCGUGUGGGGUUCCGCCUCCCGGGACCCGGCCUACCAGCAGAGCCUCUUCCACCUCCUCCUGGGGGUCUAUCUGGACCGGGACAUUCCCAGUAGUACUGUCACCGGGGAGCUGGAGAUGGCAGCGGUGGACCUGUUAAACCGGCACGGGGAGGUGUUCGACGCUGUGCGCGUGCUGGACCUGCUUCCUGAAGGCUGGUCCCUGCAGCUGCUUCGCCCGUUCCUCGGACGCGCCCUGCGGGGGAGUAUGCACGCCUGCCGCACCUCCCAGGUUGCACUGGGGCUGGCGAGGUCAGAGAACAUACAGCUGCAGCACGACAGGUUGAAGCAGAGGAGGAGCCCAGUCCUGGUAUCACAGAAGAAGGGGUGUGUUCUGUGCCACAACACCUUCAGCGAGCCGGACUGUGUGUGUCUUCCAGGAGGCGUGCCCGUACACACACACUGUGCCGCCCAGAGGGUGGUACGAGACUCGCCCACCAGGAGACAACUAGCCAAUAGCAACAACCACACAUGAAGCCCCUUGACCACCAUCACCACCCAAGCCUCGCCCAGAGCCAGUGUGAUGGGAGGAGCCUAGCAGCAGCCCGGGCUGUGAUUGGUUGCGUCUGGGGGGGGGGGGGUCACAUCAGAUGAUGACUAUGGGGGAUAAAAGCACAGAGGUUACCAUGGCUACCGUGGUCUAGCGUAGUGGGAGUAGUCCUGGAGCAUACUCAGAAACACAGAGCUGACCACACUUCUCUACUGUGUGUGUGUGUGUGUGUGUGUGUGUGUGUGUGUGUGUGUGUGUGUGUGUGUGUGGGAAGGAAGGUAUUUAUUCCAGUGCCACCAUGCAUAAACAACAGGGAGACUGAUGACCGACUGAGUUGUGAAUGAAGUUCUACAACAAGACCUUAACUCCACAUCCAUCUAUAAUGACUUUAACAUUGAAGUGAAACCUACAGUCUGUCCUGGUCUAGAGCUGAACCCCUCCUCUGCUCUGUCCUGGUCUAGUGCUGAACCCCUCCUCUGCUCUGUCCUGGUCUAGUGCUGAACCCCUCCUCUGUUCUGUCCUGGUCUAGUGCUGAACCCCUCCUCUGUUAUGUCCUGGUCUAGUGCUGAACCCCUCUGCUCUGUCCUGGUCUAGUGCUGAACCCCUCCUCUGCUCUGUCCUGGUCUAGUGCUGAACCCCUCCUCUGUUAUGUCCUGGUCUAGUGCUGAACCCCUCCUCUGUUAUGUCUGUCCUGGUCUAGUGCUGAACCCCUCCUCUGUUAUGUCUGUCCUGGUCUAGUGCUGAACCCCUCCUCUGUUAUGUCUGUCCUGGUCUAGUGCUGAACCCCUCCUCUGUUAUGUCUGUCCUGGUCUAGUGCUGAACCCCUCCUCUGUUAUGUCUGUCCUGGUCUAGUGCUGAACCCCUCCUCUGUUAUGUCUGUCCUGGUCUAGUGCUGAACCCCUCCUCUGUUAUGUCUGUCCUGGUCUAGUGCUGAACCCCUCCUCUGUUAUGUCUGUCCUGGUCUAGUGCUGAACCCCUCCUCUGUUAUGUCUGUCCUGGUCUAGUGCUGAACCCCUCCUCUGUUAUGUCUGUCCUGGUCUAGUGCUGAACCCCUCCUCUGUUAUGUCUGUCCUGGUCUAGUGCUGAACCCCUCCUCUGUUAUGUCUGUCCUGGUCUAGUGCUGAACCCCUCCUCUGUUAUGUCUGUCCUGGUCUAGUGCUGAACCCCUCCUCUGUUAUGUCUGUCCUGGUCUAGUGCUGAACCCCUCCUCUGUUAUGUCUGUCCUGGUCUAGUGCUGAACCCCUCCUCUGUUAUGUCCUGGUCUAAAUGCUGAACCCCUCCUCUGUUAUGUCUGUCCUGAUCCUCUGUUAUGUCUGUCCUGGUCUAGUGCUGAACCCCUCCUCUGUUAUGUCUGUCCUGGUCUAGUGCUGAACCCCUCUGCUAUGUCUGUCCUGGCCCAAACCUGAGAUGAGCUUGAGUCUAUCCCUGGGGAGGGUCUUACUGCAGAACACAGUACAAGCAGACCAGUUAGACAUCUCCUCCUUCACUACAGUGGCUCCUCUCUGCUGCUGGUAUCUGAGACUGAACUUGAAGACGAUGAUUCCCCAGUGAGGCUGUGUUCACAGCCAGGAGAGUUCCUAAUUGUUGCUAAAUGUUCUGCUGUGUUGCACACACUCUCUCUCACCCCUCCAACCUGCUCCCCUACCCGAACAUUGUGUCCACACUACUUAAGAACUGUCUCUCUGCCUUCAAGCAAAAAAAAACAAUGGUUUGGUUUUCACUUUGCUAACCAAGGUGGGGUUGAAACAUCCAGCUAUCCUGAUGCUAGCUGGUUUCAGCUCUGACCAGGGCCGUAUUCAUUAGGCACCAAACUGAAGUAAACGUGAUCGGGACUAGCUGAGCCAUCUCGAAAAACAAACUUGUUUUCCUUUUCCACUGCGAAACAUUUUGCUUCGGUGUUCCCUGAUGAACAUGACCCAGCUCUAUGGGAUGUGAAAUGCUAAAACACUGAACAGAAGAAUUGGCUAAUGUUUCACUAACCAAGCAAACGUUUAACCUGAUCCCAGAUCUGUUCGUGCUCAUGCCAACUUCAUUGCUAUUAGUCAAGCCAAUUAUUUUUGGCAUGACUAUGAGUGACAAGGAGUUGUCAUGGUGACCCAAACAGACUGGCACUCAGGCUAAGCUAUGUCCUAUUUAUAGAGUUCUCGGCUUUGUAUCUGUCCCAUUAUGGCAUCAGUGACAGCAUGAGCAGCACCAUUGAGGCUAUCACCAUUUUAAAGUAGUACAUUUUCUUCUUUUUUUUUUAUGUUUGAGAAAGUGUAUCGCUAAUAUUAGUGAUUUACCUCCACCUGCAUUGCCCGGGGUCUUGAACCAAAUCUUAUCGUUCAUUUGUUGUGGCCACUACAAGGCUUUAAUGUAGCUUAAAGCCAUUUACAAAACUAAGCAAACCAAUUUGAAGAAGACAAUGCUUUGAUCAUUGACCGAUCGCUCCCAACUCAUAGGAAUCGCUGUCCAGUUGACUACUUUAAAAUGGUGGAAGUGCUCCGUGGCAAAGUCCAUGCAAAUAGUGUUAUUUCCAAGUACUGAUCUCUCUCCAUCUCUAAGGUCCCAGUUCAUGUCGAUCAGUGAACAACAUGAUUGUGGGUCGAACAAAGCAAGAAAUCAGCCUUUUUAUUAACACAUUGAUUUACAGGGAAUCCUUCAAUUAUGCAAAUUAGCCGGUAAAAUAUCAUUUGUUUUUUGUGCCGACGCGUUAAAACCAGAUGAGCGUUUUGUGAACAGUAAAAGGGAAAAUGCAUUGCAAUGCAGUCAGUCUGUCUGUUUAAAUGCUUUAGUUGUUUUGUUCUCACCCUGCUUGCAAUGUUUAUAGCAAACUGAUUUGUCUGUCAAAAAAACUAUUUUGACUUUUUAAAAUGUGUGAAAUGUCAAACUUUUUGAUGGAUUUUGCAAUAGACCAUUUGAUGAGCACAGA
Molecule: messenger RNA, 6101 nt
Organism: Oncorhynchus nerka (sockeye salmon)
Lineage: Eukaryota; Metazoa; Chordata; Actinopteri; Salmoniformes; Salmonidae
Gene: tgfbrap1
Product: transforming growth factor, beta receptor associated protein 1
Exons: 12
Coding region: 551-3175 (874 amino acids)
Biological process (GO): endosomal vesicle fusion; intracellular protein transport; autophagy
Cellular component (GO): cytoplasm; membrane
Source: RefSeq, a predicted model, not a curated record